Messenger RNA from Pundamilia nyererei, 1612 nucleotides. RefSeq names its product nucleoporin 54 (gene nup54). Gene Ontology annotation, biological process: nuclear pore organization; NLS-bearing protein import into nucleus; protein localization to nuclear inner membrane. The record is from RefSeq and is a predicted model, not a curated record. The coding region runs from base 107 to 1612 and encodes 501 amino acids. Gene Ontology annotation, cellular component: nuclear pore; nuclear pore central transport channel. Lineage: Eukaryota; Metazoa; Chordata; Actinopteri; Cichliformes; Cichlidae. Gene Ontology annotation, molecular function: structural constituent of nuclear pore. The transcript has 13 exons.
GGACAGCAGGUGGCGGUAAUGCAUCACCCAGUUGGACCAGAGUCAGACGAAGAAGCAGCAGCAGCAGAAGACGAAGAAGAAGGUGUCCGUGGUGACAGCACUCAACAUGGCGUUCAAUUUUGGCGGUGCCACGAGCAACCCAGCAGCAAGCACGUCCGGGUUUUCAUUCGGUUCAUUUGGAGCCAAAACUACGCCAUCGACAACAUUUGGCUUCGGCACCCCAGCCACCACAACCACAGCCUCAUCCGGAUUCGGUACUCUAACAGCCCCUGGUUUUGGGGCAGCCACCACCACCACUGCUGCACCAGCCACAGGCUUUAGCUUUGGCUCCACCAACACUGGAUUUGGGGGGCUGGGAGCUGGAAACACCAUGGCUGGCGCAUUCGGUGGCUUCGGAACAACGACGACAACUGUUGCUGCACCAGGGGCAACAUUUAGCUUUGCUCCCCCCGCAACAGGAAGCCUGUUUGGUAACACGCAGAACAAAGGGUUUGGAUUCCCGACUGGGCUUAGCACAGGGACUGCUGCAGGAACAUCGGGAUUUGGAACUGGAACUGGACUAGGAGCAACUAGCCUGGGUGGCUUUGGAGGCUUUAAUAUCCAGCAGACUCAGCAGCAGCAAGGAGGCUUGUUCGGUCAGCAGGCGGGUCAGAAUCAGUCCACCCAGCUUUACCAGCAGGUCACCGCUCUGUCAGCUCCCACCUUGUUAGGAGAUGAGCGUGACUCCAUACUUGCCAAAUGGAACCAGCUGCAGGCAUACUGGGGCACAGGGAAGGGCUACUACAGCAACAACAACCCACCUGUGGAGUUCAAUCAGGAGAACCCAUUCUGCAGGUUCAAGGCGGUGGGGUACAGCUGCAUCCCGAUGAGUAAGGAUGAAGAUGGUUUAGUAGUCUUGAUUCUUAAUAAAAAAGAAGCUGAUGUGAGAGCUCAGCAGCAGCAACUGGUCGAGUCCCUCCACAAGGUCCUAGGAAGCAACCAGACCCUCACUGUCAAUGUAGAGGGUGUCAAAGCCCUGUCGAAUGACCAAACAGAGGUGAUCAUUUAUUUGGUUGAGCGCUCUCCCAACGGCACCUCCAAGCGAAUCCCAGCGAGUACCCUCUUCAACUACCUGGAGCAGGCUAACAUAAAGGUCCAGCUCACUCAGAUUGGAGUGGUCAUGUCAGUGACACGCACAGAGCUGUCCCCAGCACAGCUCAAACAGCUGCUGCAAAAUGCUCCUGCAGGAGUGGAUCCUAUUAUCUGGGAACAGGCCAAGGUGGACAACCCCGAUCCAGAGAAGUUGAUCCCAGUGCCCAUGGUAGGAUUUAAGGAGCUGCUCCGCAGGCUGCAGAUCCAGGAGCAGAUGACUAAACAGCACCAGACCAGAGUGGAUAUUAUCUCCAAUGACAUCAGUGAACUGCAAAAGAACCAAGCAACCACAGUGGCAAAGAUCGCCCAGUACAAGAGGAAGUUGAUGGAUCUAUCUCACCGAGUGCUGCAGCACUUAAAACAACAGCAGGAAGGUUUAAGUCAUUUGAUCAGUGUCAUCAAAGAUGACUUGGAAGACAUCAAACUUAUAGAGCACGGGCUGAGCGACAGCGGACACAUGAGAGGAGGCAUCCUCAGCUGA